AUGUGGGUCAGAGCAGUCAGACAAGGAACAAGAGGAUACCGGGGUUUUGCCACCAGCCGUGUGUGGCUGAACGAGGCCAAGAACGGGGCCAAGAAGGAGGCCGCAGAGGCUGCCCAGACGGGCGGCGAAAAGUCGAUCGCCUCCCUGGAGUCGGAGCUCGCGUCCACCAAGGAGAAGUUGCUCGCCAAGGACAAGGAGUGUGCCGAGCUUAAGGACAGAUAUGUGCGUUCGGUGGCUGAUUUCAGGAACUUGCAAGAGACCACCAAGAGAGAAAUGCAAAAGGCCAAGGACUUUGCUCUGCAACAGUUCGCCAAGGACCUGCUGGAAAGCAUCGAUAAUUUCGGACACGCUCUGAAUGCGGUCAAGGAGGAGACUUUGAAGAGCAACCAGGAGGUUGCGCAGCUGUACGAGGGUGUUAAGAUGACUAGAGACGUUUUCGAGAAGACGCUGGCCAGACACGGUCUAAGUAAGAUCGACCCUGUUGACGAGCCGUUCGACCCGAACCGCCACGAGGCCACUUUCCAGGCCCCUGCGGAGGGAAAGGAGCCGGGCACGGUGUUCCACGUCCAGCAGCCUGGGUUCGAGCUCAACGGAAGAGUUCUCCGUCCUGCCAAGGUUGGCGUUGUUAGAGAGAACUAG
Ogataea angusta is the source of this 639-nucleotide messenger RNA. RefSeq lists its product as uncharacterized. Gene Ontology annotation, biological process: protein import into mitochondrial matrix; protein folding. Gene Ontology annotation, cellular component: PAM complex, Tim23 associated import motor. The transcript has a single exon. Gene Ontology annotation, molecular function: protein homodimerization activity; adenyl-nucleotide exchange factor activity; protein-folding chaperone binding. Lineage: Eukaryota; Fungi; Ascomycota; Pichiomycetes; Pichiales; Pichiaceae. The record is from RefSeq and is a predicted model, not a curated record. The coding region runs from base 1 to 639 and encodes 212 amino acids.